Molecule: messenger RNA, 1303 nt
Organism: Neurospora tetrasperma FGSC 2508
Lineage: Eukaryota; Fungi; Ascomycota; Sordariomycetes; Sordariales; Sordariaceae
Exons: 2
Molecular function (GO): hydrolase activity
Source: RefSeq, a predicted model, not a curated record
UAUGUCAGGAAUCAUGCCCCCCGACGUCCUCAUCCCCCACGACCCCCGGGUCACCCACCACUACACCACCAUCCCCUCCACCUCCCAAGAGAUAACCUACCACUACCUCCUCGCCAACCCCGACUCGGCUUCCUUCCCCCAACCAACAGCCACCGUCCUCCUCCUCCACGGCUGGCCCGACCUCUCCCUCGGCUGGCGCUACCAAGUCCCCUUUCUUUUAUCUCUGGGCCUCCGCGUCAUCAUCCCCGACAUGCUCGGCUACGGCCUUAGCUCCGCCCCCUCUUCCCCGUCCGAAUACUCUCUGAAAAACCUCUCUUUUCACAUGGCGCACAUCAUCCGCCAAGUUAACCCUUCUGGACCAGUUCUCCUGGGAACCCACGACUGGGGUGCUUUCCUGGGAUGGAGAUUGGCACUUUACUACCCGGAGCUGAUUAAGGGGAUUUUUGCGUUUUGUAUUCCUUACAGCCCGCCCGAGAGAGAAGUGACGAGCUUGGAGGAGCAUGUCAAGAGGCAUCCGGAGUUGGGGUAUCAGUUGCAGAAUGCCAGGGGGGAGGUGGAGGAGGCGGUGGGCGGGAGUAAGGAGAGGUUGAGGGGGUGGUUGAAUGCCAUGUUUGGGGGGUUGACGAAAGAGGAGGGGGUGAUGGCUUUUGAUCCGUGGAAGGGGGUGGAUGUUGGUAAGUUGGAGGAGGUGGGGGAGUCGCCUUUGGUCAGCGAGGAGAUUAUGGAUUUUUAUGUUGAGGAGUACUCGCGCAAUGGCAUACGAGGACCCAUGAAUUGGUAUCGCACACGGGAGAUCAACUUGGAGGAUGAGUUACCGCUGGCUGAGGAGUACGCAAACUGGCAGUUCCAGGUGCCGGCGAUGAUUGUGAUGGUCGGUCAUGAUCCUGCGUUGCCGCCGGAGCUGACUGAUGGCAUGGAAAAGUACUUUGCUAAGGGGCUGAGGAAGGAGGUGAUUCCUGAGGCGUCGCAUUGGGUCUUAAUUCACACUCCGAAUGAGGUCAACAAGCUUAUUGGAGAGUUCUUGGAGCAGUUUCUGUGAGAGGUUCUGGGGAAUGGAAGUCAGUUUUGGCUCUUGACUUCAAUCAUUGCCAUAGGUCGAGGAUGUCGUAAAUGUCAAUUUGGGCAAUCCGGUUCGAUGGUCUUGAUGUGGUCUCUCCUCCAUCACAGGAAGAGUACCACGAAUCUACGAAGCUCUUUCCCUUCGUGUGUCACAGUUCGUGAACGUCUUGAAGGUUACAACCAACAAGUCGCCGGCUGCCGCUCAACAGUGGUGUUCACCUUGUUCGGUGAGGCGAUUGGUCGG